This is a messenger RNA of Rhodofomes roseus, 3084 nucleotides long. RefSeq lists its product as uncharacterized. Gene Ontology annotation, molecular function: microtubule binding; dynein light intermediate chain binding. Gene Ontology annotation, biological process: cytoplasmic microtubule organization; cytoskeleton-dependent intracellular transport. NCBI's taxonomy places the organism in Eukaryota, Fungi, Basidiomycota, Agaricomycetes, Polyporales, Fomitopsidaceae. The record is from RefSeq and is a predicted model, not a curated record. The transcript has 2 exons. Gene Ontology annotation, cellular component: centrosome; cytoplasm. The coding region runs from base 1 to 3084 and encodes 1027 amino acids.
AUGUCUACCGUGUCCACGAUUGACGAGCGCGCGCAUCCGGGCUCUCCUUUGGACGCUUUCCCACAUGAACCCGUCCGUUCGCGUCCGCAGGAGGCGACACAUGCCGCGAGGCCAUCCCAAGAUUCUGCAGUGUCACUUCAAGACAACAAGGCACCAAUAACCCCUACGGCAGACGCGCGGUAUAGCUCGCUGCGUUCGAUCUUGCGCGAUCGGAAGACACCGGCGACAGGGCAAAGCGUACGCUUCUUCAGCCGUGACGCCUUCAAGGUGAUUACGCCGGACGUCUCGACCGCGAGCAGCGAGCCCGAAGAAGUGUCCUUCGCCGCACGUCUCAGUCGGGCCAGCGGAAAGCCCGCGAGGCCAGCGGCGCAAGAGCUGUUUGCGAAUACGAUGCCGGGUACGCCCAGUAUGGUCGGCUCGGGGAUGCCGAGUAUGUUGACCCAGGUUCCCCCGCCCAAUACGUCCAACAUCUUCGACCUGUCAACGGAGGUCGAGAUGCCGAUGAUUCCCGUUGGGCACGAUGCACCUCUCCUAGACAGCGCGGUGGAGAUCUCAGAGGCAGAGGCGCCAAACGAGGAGGCAGACAAGUCGAUGCCACCCACGCCUCCGUCGAAGCAGGGGAUGCACGACCGGAGCCAUUCGUUCAGCUUUGGGCAGACUGUCUUCCGUUCACUCGCAAGUCCCGUGGAGGAGGCGCGGACGAGCACGCCACCGCCGGGAUCGUCGUUCUCCAAGAGUCGAAGCCGUGCCAUGAGCGACACCGUGUUCCACUCGUUCAUGGGCGGGACGACAAAGAGUGCACCCGAGGCGGACAUCAACGACACGUCUGCACUCAAGGUUUACCCGUCGCACCCACCUUCGCCAACAUCGCCCGAACGACCGAAGGAGAAAGACCCUUUCGGAGCACACGCGACAACGUUCUUCACCCCGGGCACGGUGCCGCCGACGCCGCCGGACCACCCCACGCAUGCGCGGAAGGUUUCUCGUGAGGAAGACAACGCAUGGCGGCUGCAGACGGCGCUCGCGCUCAAGUCGGAGCUGUGUGCGCAAUACGAGCUCGACUUGGCUGCACGCGACGAGCUAGUCACACUCUUGCAGCAGCGCCUCACCGAGUGCGAGAAGGAAUGCGAGCGCCGGAAAGGCCUCGUAAAGGGCUGGCGCAAGCGCGUGGCGGAGCUGGAGAAGUGCGUGCGCGGCCUGAGCGAGGAGGUGGAGCGCAGCAGGGAGGAGGCGAGUGAGCGGAGCGUGAUGGACGAAGCCAGCGGGAUGGCGCUCCGCGAGAUGCACCGGCGGAUCGGGGAGCUGGAGCGGGAGUGCAGGGAGCGGGAGCGGAGAGAGGAGGAGGUGAAGGAGGAGGUGAGCAUGCGGGAGGACGAGCUGGAGCACAUCCGGGACGAGCUGCGCAGGAAGGAUGACAGCGAGCAGGAGCUGCAGCGAGGAAUUCGGGACGCGAGGGAGGAGAUGGAGAGGAUGCAGAUGGACCUCGAGAUGAGCGCCAACCUCGGCCCACCUGUCCCUGCGCCCUCCAGACGUGAUGCCUCAGGGGAGAGCGACUGGGCCGAGGAGCGCGCCCGCCUUCUUGCAGAGAACGAAGCCCUGCGCAGCGAGCAGAUCUCCCUUCAAGUACAACUCACUGAUGCGCGCGAAGACACCCUGCGCCGCGACUCGGAGUUGCGUACACUCAAGGAGGAGCUCGAGGCGCAGUGGCGGCACACCGAAGAGGCGGGUGAACAGAUCAACGCCCUCACGCACGAGCGUGACACGCUCAAGGCCGAGGUCGAUGCCCUCAACGAACGGGCGUCCACGAUGGAGGUCGAGUGGGCGCAGGGCGAGAACGGCAGGGAGGAACUGGAGAACGAGGUGCAAGAACUCUUGUCUGCGAAGGAAGAGCUCGAGCGCGAGUGCCGAGAGCUCGAGGAUCAAGUCCACGCUGCAGACGAGCACGGCAAUGAGCUCACUCGUGCACUACAAGAACGGGAAGCGCGGGUCACGUCUCUCACGCAAGAGAAACAGUACGCCACAGAUCGUGCCGCGCGGUUCGAGACACAGCUCAAGGUGCGCGACGCCGAGGCAGAGGAGAUGCGCGAGCGUGUUCUGGAGGCGGAGUUGGCCAAAGACGCCGCUGAGGAGGACGCGGUGCGCAUGAAGCGCGAGCACGCGCGGAUCGUGAACGAUCAGAGCCGCACACUGCAGGAGGUCGUCGCGCGUGAGGUCGAGGCGCGCGCCAACUUCGAGGCGCUCCUCAGGGAGAAGGGUGAGACUGGUGUCGAGCUCGGCUCACUGAGAGACCGGGCGAACGUUCUUCAGGAGGAGGUGGACAAGCUCCGGAAGCAGGUGCAUGCGUUGCAGCAGGAGAGCGCCGACAAGGAGAUGAGGCUCGUGAACCUGCAAAAGCAGAAGGCGCAGGACAAGGAGGACAUCCAGGGCCUGAACAUAGCUCUUGACUCGAAGCAGCAGGAGCUCGAGCUGCUCAAGCGCCGCAUGAACGUGCGCGGCGCAUCAGCCACCCCCGCUGCGCCCUCGAAGGUCCCCCCUCACAGACGCGAAUCAUCCAUCUUUGGCACACCCAGCGUUACUGGAUCGCGGCCGCCAUCCGUCUUGUCUGACAGCGGUAGCACGAUGAAGGGCAGGCUUGCCGAGACACCGUCGACAGUCAAGGGCAAAGGAGUGGACACUCCAUCGACUGUGAAGGGAUCCGCGCUCACUCGGAGCAUGCGCGCGAACGGGCCCGCCGCCACGACGACGACGACGGUGAGGAAACGGUCGAUCGAAGGCGCAAUGGGUCCGCCUCCGAGCCUCUCUCGCCAGAGCUCUGCGUCUAGCACUACGGGCGCGAAGGACAUGACCCCGACGCGGAUACCGUCCGCGUCGUCAGCGCAUCGCGCGUCCAUCGCGGGCCCGCCGAGUGCAUUCACGAAGACGCCCACCCCGACGCAUGUCCGGCGGACAUCUGUGUCGUCACGCCUGCCGACGUCGCUUGUGAGCCGCGACCGGGAGGUGUCCGGCUCGGCGAGUGAAGCGGAUGAGAAGGAGAAGGAGAACGCGGCGCCGAAGGCGAGGAGGAUGAGCAUGCUCGCGGCCUGA